Molecule: messenger RNA, 678 nt
Organism: Pieris macdunnoughi
Lineage: Eukaryota; Metazoa; Arthropoda; Insecta; Lepidoptera; Pieridae
Source: the annotation of a GenBank genome assembly
AUGGCAGUAAACAGCCCCAGCGGUUAUCCUCCCAUCUCCCCAAAACCCCUAACACCCAAGAGCCCACGGCAUUUCAUCUUUCCGCAGAAAAGCCCAUCAAUAACUUCGAGCACAUCAUCUUCAGGGUACUACACCCCUCAAUCUGGCUGCAGUUACGAUAAGCAUGCUCCACCAAAAAGCCCUCUUGCCCACGGGCACAGAAGUCCCAUGAGCCCGAGGCAUUUCAACUUCAACCCCCCAAAGUCUCCCUCAGAACACUCCAGCCCCUGCCAUAUCGACAGAGGCCUCCACUACACGACAUCAUUGAAGCACAUUCGACGAGAGAAGUCCAGGUCACCGAAACCUCCUCCCGUGCACAUUCACACAAACCCUGGUUAUGUAUCACCGAACCGAACCAGGAAAUUAUUCAGCUCAACUUCCACAGUGAGUUCUCCACGCAUGGUGACAUCGCCCAGCAUUAUAUCCAGCCAUACUGAUGAUUCCACCGAUGCUAUGGCUGGUACCCCAUCGGCGUUAAUGCAUGACGCUGAUGACGAAGCAACGACAACAUCAUCAAGAGCUUGCCGCAAGUCAACGUCUGAUUUAACGGAUUUUACCGAUGACACUCCACAGACGAGGUCAACAAGCAUCAGUAGACCAUGCUCUCCUAUGCGAAGGGGUUCUGUAAAAGGGGAUUAG